Molecule: messenger RNA, 3558 nt
Organism: Emericellopsis cladophorae
Lineage: Eukaryota; Fungi; Ascomycota; Sordariomycetes; Hypocreales; Bionectriaceae
Product: alpha-galactosidase 2
Exons: 4
Coding region: 1-3558 (1185 amino acids)
Biological process (GO): transmembrane transport; carbohydrate catabolic process
Cellular component (GO): membrane
Molecular function (GO): transmembrane transporter activity; alpha-galactosidase activity
Source: RefSeq, a predicted model, not a curated record
AUGGCCCUUGACGCUGCCACCGUGGAGAAGCAAGACUACCACGAGCACGACACCGUUGUCAUGAAGGAACACGCGGCUUCGUCCGAGAUGGACGAGUACGUGCCCGACACGGAGGCGGAGAAGAAGCUCGUGCGCAAGAUCGACAUGUUCCUCCUGCCCAUGAUGUGGAUCAUGUAUCUGCUUUCGUACAUGGAUCGAACCAACAUCGGGAAUGCCCGCAUCGCCGGCAUGGAGGAGGAUCUUGACCUCGACUCGAACCGCUACUCCGUCGUCCUGGUCGUCUUCUUCGUCGGCUACGUCGUCUUCGAGGUGCCCUCGAACAUGGUCCUCGUACGCGUGCAACCAUCCUACUACCUCGCCACCAUCAUGUUUCUAUGGGGCGGCGUCACCGUCGGCAUGGCCUUUACGCCCAGCUACGAGGUGCUGAUCGGCAUGCGCAUCCUCAUGGGCAUCCUCGAGUCCGGGUUCGCGCCGGGCAUCCUCCUGCUGCUGUCCUCGUGGUACAAGCGCGAGGAGCAGAGCAAGCGCUUCGCCGUCUACAUCUCGGCCGCCAUCCUGUCGGGCGCCUUUGGCGGUCUGCUGGCCGGGUCCAUCACCAGCGGUCUGGACGGCGCGCACGGCAAGGCGGGCUGGCGGUGGCUGUUUGUCGUCGAGGGGGCGGCGACCAUGGGCGUCGCGUUGAUCGCGGCCUUUAUCCUGCCCGACUUUCCCGCGACGACGGCGCGCUGGAAGUUUAGCGACGAGGACAGGCAGCUUGCCAUCAAGCGUCUGCAGUACGAUAACGCGCGCGUGGACGGUGAUGGCGAGAGUCGACUGGGUCACUGGCAAGCGCUCAGAAUCAGCUUGACCAGCUGGCGCACGUGGCUGUUCGUCGUCGGCUACAUGGCUGUCGUCGGAUCGUCGACACUCUCCUACUUUUAUCCGACUCUGGUCCGUGGUCUGGGCUACGAGGCGACCGCUGCGCAGUACAUGACGAUCCCCAUCUUUGGCGUCGCCUUUGUCUUCACGGCCAUCACGGGUGUCCUGGCCGACAGGAACACCAAGUAUCGCGGUCUCAUGCUGACGUGCUGGAUGAUUGUGGCCAUGCUGUGCUCCAUUGUCAUCUGUGCCGUGUACGACUUCAAGGCGCGGUACGCGCUGCUGGUGAUCAUGGCGUCGGGUCUGUGGGCGUCCAACGGCCUGUCCCUUUCCUACGCAUCCGUCUCAUUUGGCGACAUGGAGCGCGAGGUCAAGGCCAUCUCGCUGGCCCUUGUCAACGCCAUGGGCAACCUGGCCCAGAUCUACGGCGCGUACCUGUUCCCCAACGACGACGAGCCCAAGUACCUCAUGGGGUUUGGUGUCAUCAGCGGUCUCUGCUUGACGGGUGUCGUGUCGUAUUUCUCGCUCUGGUAUACCUUUAGGCGGACAGCCAUCACCGUCGACGGCACAUCCUUCGCUUUCACAGGCCACAAUGUGUCUUACCGCUUCCACGUCGACGCGGACACGGGCGACCUCGUCACGGACCACUUUGGAGGCUAUGCGCCCGAGGAUGGCCUCGUUUGCGACCCUGGGGAGCCCCAGGGAUGGGCGCCCGCGCUCUCGCGCUCCCGUCGCGAGUUUCCCGACAGCGGUCGCGGCGACUUCCGCACACCGGCCUUCCAGAUCCGCCAGAGCGAGGGCAGCACCGUCAGCGAGUUCAAGUACAAGUCUCACGCGCUGGUGAGCGGCAAGCCCAGCCUCCAGGGUCUCCCCGCGACCUUUGGCAGCGACGGCGACGUCGCCUCCCUCAAAGUCACCCUCGUCGACGACGUGAGCUCUGUCGAGGCCGAGCUGCUCUACUCCAUCUUCCCCAAGUACGAUGCCAUUGUGCGCAGCGUGACGGUCAAGAACACGGGCCAUGACGCGAUUGUCCUCGACAAGCUCGCCAGCUUCAGCGUCGACUUUCCGUACGAAGACCUCGAGAUUAUCGAGAUGAAGGGUGACUGGGCGCGUGAGGGCCUGCGCGUCCGUCGCAAGGUCGACGUCGGCACGCAGGGCUUCCAGAACAGCACGGGCUUCUCGUCGCACCUCCACAACCCCUUCCUGUCGCUCGUCUCGUCCACCACCACCGAGACGCAGGGCGAGGCGUGGGGCUUCUCGCUCGUCUACACGGGCUCGUUUGCGGCCGACGUCGAAAAGGGCUCCCAGGGCCUGACGCGCGCCAUGAUCGGCCUCAACCCUGCCAUGUUCUCCUGGCCCCUGAAGGCCGGCGAGAGCUUCACCUCGCCCGAGGUCGUCAGCGUCUACUCCAGCACAGGGCUGGGCGGCAUGUCGAGGCAGUACCACCGACUCUUCCGCAGGCACCUGAUGAAGAGCAAGUUUGCGGAGAAGACGCGUCCCGUCCUCCUCAACAGCUGGGAGGGCACCUACUUUGACAUUGACGAGAAGAAGAUCACCACCAUGGCCCAGUCCGCCGCUGACCUGGGCGUCAAGCUCUUCGUCAUGGACGACGGGUGGUUCGGCAACGGCAAGCAUGCCCGCAUAGACGACCUCGCAGGGCUCGGUGACUGGGACGUCAACAAGGACCGCUUCCCCCACGGCCUCGAGCCCAUGGUCGAGAAGAUCACCCAGAUGAAGGCGGCAGGGACCGACCAGAAACUCCAGUUUGGCAUCUGGGUCGAGCCCGAGAUGGUCAACCCAAAGUCCGACCUGUACAAGGCGCACCCCGACUGGGCCAUCCACGCGGGCCGAUACCCCCGUACCGAGCAGCGCCAGCAGCUCAUCCUCAACCUCUCCCUGCCCGCGGUGCAGGAGUUCAUCAUCGACGCCAUGACCAAGCUCCUCGACUCGGCGCCCAUCACAUACGUCAAGUGGGACCACAACCGUGGCCUGCACGAGGCGCCCUCCCCGAACCUCGACCACGAGUACAUGAUGGGCAUGUACCGCGUCUUCGACACCCUCACAGCGCAGUUCCCUGACGUGCUGUGGGAAGGCUGCGCCUCGGGCGGCGGUCGCUUCGACCCGGGCAUCCUCCAGUCCUUCCCCCAGUUCUGGACGUCCGACGACACCGACGCCCUCGAGCGGAUCGGCAUCCAGUUUGGCCACUCCAUCGUGUACCCCGCGUCCGCCAUGGGCGCCCACAUCUCCGCCUGCCCCAACAGCAUGACGGGCCGCACACAGUCCGUCACCUUCCGCGCCCACGUCGCCAUGAUGGGGGGCUCGUUCGGUCUCGAGCUGGACCCAAAGGGUCUCACGGACGACGAGAGAAAGGCGAUGCCAUCUAUCCUGGCGUUGGCCGAAAAGGUCAACCAGACGGUCGUCUCGGGCGAUUUCUACCGCCUCGUGCUGCCCGAGGAUUCGAACAACCCGGCGGGCCAGUUCAUCUCCGAGGAUGGGAAGCAGGUCAUUUUGUUUGCCUUCCAGACGCGCUGCACCGUCAACUACGCGCAGCCCUGGUUCAGGCUGCAGGGGCUUGACGCGGGCGCCAGGUACAAGGUUGGCGACAAGACGGUGUCGGGGGCCACACUCAUGAACGUUGGUGUGCAGCUGCGGUUCGAGGGUGAUUAUGACAGUCACGUCGUCAUUGCGACGAGAGUGUAA